AUGUUACGAACAUUUUUAAAUAAACAGAUAUGGAAGUUAGCUACUACAUCGAAGGGAACGACGCACACAGUUUUUAAUCCACUGAUUUCACUACAAAGACUCUUCAAUGAACACAAAAGAUCCUCCACAAUUUAUGCACUUUCUUCUGGAUAUGGUAAAUGUGGAGUAGCAGUUAUUCGAAUAUCUGGUCCAGAAGCAUCAAUAGCUUUAAAAAAAAUGACAAAAAUAUCUAAUUUAAAACCUAGAAUAGCUCUUUUAAGAAAAAUUCAUGAUCCUGAGACAAAGGAUGUUUUAGACAAAGGACUCUGCCUUUGGUUUCCAGGACCUAAUUCAUUUACUGGAGAGGAUUCUGUAGAAUUUCAUGCACAUGGUGGUCCUGCAGUAAUAACAUCAAUUCUCAGUGCACUUGUAAAGUUACAUUUUCAACUUGCACCACCUGGAGAAUUCACAAAGAGAGCUUUUUUAAAUGGAAAAUUGGAUUUAACUGAAGCAGAAGGUAUAGGAGAUUUAAUUGAUGCAGAAACUGAGAAACAACGCAAGCAGGCUUCUAAUCAAGCUAGUGGUUCUCUCCAUCGUCUCUAUGAUACUUGGCGUAUAACUUUCUUAAACAUUCUUGCUAAUUUGGAAGCAUAUAUUGAGUUUUCUGAGGAGCACAAUCUAGAAUCUAAUGUCUUAGAAAAUAUUAGAACUAUUGUGCAGAAAUUAUCAAUAGAAAUUGAACAACAUCUCUCUGAUGGAAGGAAGGGAGAAAUUUUACGUACUGGAGUACGUGUAACAAUCCUGGGAGAACCUAAUGUAGGAAAAAGUAGUCUUUUAAAUCUUCUUUCUCAAAGAGAUGCAGCUAUUGUCACAUCUUCUCCAGGAACAACAAGAGAUAUUAUAGAGUUAACAACAAAUAUUUGUGGAUAUCCAAUGAUUCUUGCAGAUACUGCAGGAAUUAGACAUGAUCCAGAAAAUGAAAUAGAAGCAGAAGGCAUUAGAAGAGCAAAAGAAUAUUCAAAAAAAGCAGAUUUUAUUGUGUAUGUAAUUAAUGCAGAAAGUAGUUUUAAAAGUACUGUAAAAGAGUAUUUAGAACGUUAUAAAAACUUUCUGAAGGUAGAUAAAGAAAGAGUUCUUAUAGUACUAAAUAAAAUAGAUUUGCUUAAAGAAGAAGAAAAAACAAAGUGGAGAAAGCAAAAUGUUGUUCCUAUUUCGUGUAAGACACAAGAAGGUUUACAGGAAAUUACAAAUGCAUUAGGACAAUGUUUUGAAAAAAUAUGUGGUGAUCCUUCUGAAGAAAAUCCUGUAAUCAGUCAUGCACGAUAUAGAAGUCAUUUAUUGCAUGUUCUAGAGUAUCUUCAAGAAUAUUUAAAGAAAACUGAAGUACCAAAUUAUGAUAUGGCUAUAUCUUUACAGGAAAUUAGAGGUGCAGCAAGAGAGCUUGGAAAAAUAACUGGUUCUAUUAGUAAU
Molecule: messenger RNA, 1449 nt
Organism: Habropoda laboriosa
Lineage: Eukaryota; Metazoa; Arthropoda; Insecta; Hymenoptera; Apidae
Product: tRNA modification GTPase GTPBP3, mitochondrial
Exons: 5
Biological process (GO): tRNA methylation; tRNA wobble uridine modification
Cellular component (GO): cytoplasm; mitochondrion
Molecular function (GO): GTPase activity; GTP binding; protein binding
Source: RefSeq, a predicted model, not a curated record